AUGCCCCUAAGGGCCCCAAUCGCCGGCCAUGGAGAAAGUGCAUUAGUGCAACAGGCACUUGAACACCUCGACCAGCGAAUGGAGAGCAUUGGGAAGGCGUCGAAGAAGACGCCACCAACACUAACCAAUAAUGCAUACGACCCGGCAGCUUUCUGGGCACAUCUGCAGAAAUGGGGUCAGGGUACUGCCCUCAGGUCUCCUUCCCUCCCGAAAAACAACGGAAUGCCCGCGACCGACGUCGCACAGGUAGACCUCCGCGAUAGAGAGGAUCACCAUCAAGGUAAGGGAUAA
Penicillium bovifimosum is the source of this 291-nucleotide messenger RNA. RefSeq lists its product as uncharacterized. The record is from RefSeq and is a predicted model, not a curated record. Lineage: Eukaryota; Fungi; Ascomycota; Eurotiomycetes; Eurotiales; Aspergillaceae. The transcript has a single exon. The coding region runs from base 1 to 291 and encodes 96 amino acids.